GGAAUAUAAGGUUACCGAAGGCCCAUAUAUGAGGAUUUUUAUAUAGGUUCAUAUACGGUAUUUUCGUAAGGAAUAACCUUCGAUGUCUAUAUUUUCUUAAAACCUCUCAACAAUAUCACAUCAGUAGCAACCUUGAAACACCACGACACACCUAUGCAUCUAAAGGACCCCAAACCUCAGUUUGUACCACGUUUUUGCACCGAAUAUAAGCAGCACUACCUCAAACACAUUUUGUCGGAAACUCUACGCUCUCAAACUAGCUCGCGAGAUAGGACGAGAUAAUAAAAUUCGUUGUGAGAUUGCUAAAUUGUUUCGCAAAAGAAAUAUUUCGCUAAAAUGUAAGCAUAGGCACGGCAUAUUCGUGUAUAACGAUGUAAAUCAAAAUGAACGUGUUUUGUUUGAACGCUUUAAUAUUUAGGCAAAUAUGUGUACCAUUGAUUGUCAAAUAUCCUUUAAUCAAGCAUCUGAGGGUCAAAUUCGUGUUGUACUAAAAUAUUUAUGUUCCAGCACUUUCAUGAGCAACGCCUCCUGGGCACAGUCAAGCUGCUGACAGCUGGUUUUAGCCCCGGAGGAUGUUUUUAGAUCCUACUAGAAGAAAUGAUAAAGUUGAAGUUGGUAUUGCCCUUUGGAAGUGCUAAUAUUUCUUUGCGGUAACUUAAACAUGUGCUAAUACAUUAAUAAAGUCUUUCUGUUUACGUUUGUGACAUUGAUUUUUUUCUAGGUUUAAGAGAAUACAUUUGUGAUUUUAUGAGACUGUAACCCGGCUGCCAUUUCUAUGGCACGUACUCACUCUUCAGUUAUUCAGCGUUUACGUAAAAUCUCAAGGGAUACGUGCUUUAUUUGCCCUCCUGUGAAGCAUAGUCAAAAAUAGUUUCACAAAUUUGCUUGUAUGUUGUCUAUGACUUUCUGACACUAACUUUUUGAGUUCGAAACAAAUAUGCAAUUUACACCUAGUUUAUGCAAAAUAGCCAUUUUUUGUCUUUGUCAAGUUGUAAAUGUGAAAGCCGCCAUGUACACCUACCUUCUCGUAAAUAAACAUUCGCGCUUGCCGCUGCUCUAGAUUUAGAAGCAUAAGGGCUCUCGAAAACUAAAAUUUUCAAAUUAAGCCACAUUGGCUGUCCAGUAGUUAUGGUGCUCAGCUGCUAACGCCAAGGACGCAGGUUCAUUGUCUGCGUCGACGCUAGCAUUUUGAUGGAAGCCAAACUAUACAGCCGCGUGUAGUUAUCGCCAGAUGCUAGUGCGCGCAAAACAUCUCAAGCUGGUAACAAUGAACCCUAACACGUUUUCAUGGCCUGCCCUACAGCCUGCUUUGCUUUAGUACAUUAAGCUCUGUAAACAAAGGACCUUUUAAAAGAGCAGAAUGUAUCAAAAACAUACAUACUACAAUAAACCGUGAAGGCAGCAAGAAAAAAUGUCUCAUUUUUUGUACUUGAAGUAACCAGCCAUGGCGAGGAAAAUCAUUAGAACGUGCCAGAGCCCAACUUACUGCUUCUUUUGUUCUUUUAUUUCAGACGGACUAUGUAUGGUUAUGUUGACUGGAGGCAAGUAAUUGUCAAUGGUAUCACCGCUAUAAAAUCAGCUUGCUCACGAAGGAACGUUGUCGUUAUCUCGGGAAACAGAGACUUCAAGUUGGUUGUUUCGACGGUCGCUCAUGAACUGGGACAUGCUCUAGGUGCUGUUCACGAUGGGGUCGGUACAUCGCGGCAAUGCUCAGCAAGUGAGCGGCACCUUAUGGCCCCAUCCCUUGGUUUCAACCGAAUGUUGACAUUUUCCACAUGCAGCAAGAGAGACAUCGACACAUUCUUGUCGACGAAGAACAGCUGUUGUUUGUUCAGCCGUAGAUGCCCAAGCGCUGCCAUAUCAAAGCAAGAGCAACAGAAAAGAAGAGAUAAUCAGUGCUUGAAACACAUGAACAAAACCGAAGUGUUCUUGAAUGCUACGGUACUUUACGGGUGCAUAUUGAGCUGUUACGUUAAACUACCGGAGACAAAUCAAGUGACGUCGUUCGAAACAAGCGCUCCUGAUUGGACGAAUUGCAAGAUAAAUCAAGUGUGCAAGGUAUGCAUCGCAGGAUUAUGCGUUUAGAACAAAUACCUCACUCUUUUGACUGCUGCAGUAGUCAUUGGACUGUUUUGGUCAAUAAAGAAUAUGAAGCAUGAUGA
Rhipicephalus microplus (southern cattle tick) is the source of this 2162-nucleotide messenger RNA. RefSeq lists its product as uncharacterized. Gene Ontology annotation, biological process: membrane protein ectodomain proteolysis. NCBI's taxonomy places the organism in Eukaryota, Metazoa, Arthropoda, Arachnida, Ixodida, Ixodidae. Gene Ontology annotation, molecular function: metalloendopeptidase activity. The record is from RefSeq and is a predicted model, not a curated record.